This is a messenger RNA of Tupaia belangeri chinensis (Chinese tree shrew), 939 nucleotides long. Its product is annotated as olfactory receptor 2M4. Gene Ontology annotation, molecular function: G protein-coupled receptor activity; olfactory receptor activity. Gene Ontology annotation, biological process: G protein-coupled receptor signaling pathway. The coding region runs from base 4 to 939 and encodes 311 amino acids. Lineage: Eukaryota; Metazoa; Chordata; Mammalia; Scandentia; Tupaiidae. The record is from RefSeq and is a predicted model, not a curated record. The transcript has a single exon. Gene Ontology annotation, cellular component: membrane.
ACAAUGGUGUGGGGAAACCAGACCUUCAGCUCUGACUUCAUCUUGCUGGGGAUCUUUGAUCACAGCCCCACCCACACCUUCCUCUUCUCUCUUGUCCUGGGCAUCUUCUCCGCGGCCGUCCUGGGGAACUCGGCGAUGCUGCUCCUCAUCUGUGUGGACACCCGGCUGCACACCCCCAUGUACGUCCUGCUAGGCCAGCUCUCCCUCAUGGACCUCAUGCUCGUCUGCACCACGGUGCCCAAGAUGGCCGCCAACUACUUGUCUGGAAGGAAGUCCAUCUCGGUGGCUGGUUGCGGAGCCCAGAUAUUCUUCUAUGUGUCCCUGCUGGGGGCCGAGUGCUUCCUGCUGGCAGCCAUGGCCUAUGAUCGCUACGUGGCUAUAUGCCACCCUCUUAGGUAUACCAUUUUCAUGAAUCAGAAACUCUGUUUUCUUAUGAUUGCAGCUUCCUGGGUCUUGGGCUCUCUUGAUGGCAUCAUCGUGCUUGCAGCUGUCCUGUCAUUCUCUUAUUGCAGCUCUCUGGAAAUCCAUCAUUUUUUCUGUGAUGUUGCAGCCCUUUUACCUUUGUCCUGCACAGACACAUCUGCAUUUGAAAGGUUGCUUUUCAUCUGCUGCGUGGUGAUGUUAAUACUCCCAGUUUCGGUUAUCAUCUUUUCUUAUUCUCAUGUCCUUCGAGCUGUCAUCCGCAUGGGCUCUGGGGAAGGUCGCUGCAAAGCCUGUAGCACUUGCUCCUCCCACCUGUCUGUGGUGGGACUCUACUAUGGCGCUGCCAUGUUCAUGUACAUGAGACCAACCUCUAGCCAUACUCCAGACCAGGACAAGGUGGUGUCAGCCUUCUAUGCCAUCCUCACCCCCAUGCUGAACCCUCUCAUUUACAGCCUCCGCAACAAAGAGGUGUCCAGGGGAUUGAAGAAGCUACUGAGGAAAGGAAAGUUAAUAUAA